GAGGGUAAACGUCGCCGACUGACCUAUAAUGACUCGCUGCCUUGAGGAACAACUCCAAAGAAAAGGAAGAGCCUGAAUCCUCAGCAGAGAGAACUAGGUUGAACUUCGGGAAAGCUUCUCCCCAAACAGUGGCCACAGGUGUGUCAAUCCAGAGGCUCUGCAGAUCGGCAUGAUGGAGCCACGAUGCAAGAAGGUGCAGAUACAGCUGGUGAGGAUAAAGGUGGAGGACAUCAAGGAGGAGUACAUGAAGGUGGAGGACGUGAAGGAGGAGGAGCACGAUGUGGAGAUGAGAGAGGAGGACGCUGACAGAGGCAGGGGCCAGAGGCCAGUUAUCAGAGUGAAGGAGGAAGACGGCACAGACAUAGGAUUCCUGAUUCCAGUCAAAGUGCAUGGCAGUGAGUCUCCGCGUCAACCUUCCCAGAGUGCUGAUCCGUCUACAGUAAGGUUGCCGGUGAAGACUGCGAUUAACGUUAAGGAAGAGCAGUGGGACCAUCAGGUGUGUGCUGCUGAUGUAAAACUCGAACCAGCGCAGGUGAAACCCGAACCGGCGCAGGUGAAACUCGAACCAGCGCAGGUGAAACCUGAAUCUAUGGAGAGCAGUGUGGGACUAUACUCAACUCCCGGCAUUAAAGAGGAAAGUGAAGCAUCAUCUGUCACAACGGCGGAUCAGCAGUUUUGGAGGAAAACACAAGCAGCCAUUGAUCACGAGUUCUCAUGGGACAGUGAAACUGGUUCUCCUGUCGCCAGCAGCUCUCAUAGUGUCGGUCCCCAGAGGUGGGCAGUCGAGGGGUCCCUGCUGAAGCCUUGUGAAACGCAGCAGAAACGUCCGCAAAGCCACGCCGGUCCGCACGGGAAGUCCAAAAAGUCCAAAAAGUCGAGACAGGAAGCUGCUCUGUCCCCAGCCAAUCAGACUCUCCCAUCAGCACAGCCAAGGCAGCGCGAACAGCGCACGGAUGGGUCAAUGAGGUUGGCUGCUGUUAUGGACGCACUGUCUCGUCAGAUGAGCCGAUUCGCCUGCGAUGUCACAGACCAGCUCACGACCAUCAGCAACAGACUGGCUGCCAUGGAGAACACCAUGACAUCACUGGAGGCAUAGUUCACCACCUCUCUCCCCAGUCUCCACCUACUGAGGACAUGGUGAUCGUAACACAUGAGGACAGCUCCACUACACCUGCGAUACGGUUAUUGAUUCAUGCAGAAAACCCAUCUGUUUGAAUGCUCUGAUGUGCAGCAAUUCGCCUGUCACAUGUAGUAGAGAUGUAUCUAGAGAUGUCUUCUUUGCUCUCUGAGCGGAGAACUGAGUUUAUCUGAAGAAAACGGGGACUUAACAAUAACUUAUUUUAGUGUUCACACAUGAUUGUUCAGUAUUAUGGUGAACACUAAGUGUAAAGUGUAAAGACUUGUAAAGUCUUCUUUUGUUGUGGACGGUAAUGAAGUGCCACAAUGUCACUUCCAUUCUGUAUUUUGUAUUGAGUUCUAAAGUUUCAUUAUUUUUUUAUUUUUGAAAUAAACUUUUCAAACACUUUAA
Engraulis encrasicolus (European anchovy) is the source of this 1528-nucleotide messenger RNA. RefSeq lists its product as uncharacterized. Lineage: Eukaryota; Metazoa; Chordata; Actinopteri; Clupeiformes; Engraulidae. Bases 170 to 1096 code for a protein of 308 amino acids. The record is from RefSeq and is a predicted model, not a curated record. The transcript is spliced from 5 exons.